Molecule: messenger RNA, 2479 nt
Organism: Perca flavescens (yellow perch)
Lineage: Eukaryota; Metazoa; Chordata; Actinopteri; Perciformes; Percidae
Product: NXPE family member 3
Exons: 7
Coding region: 70-1752 (560 amino acids)
Source: RefSeq, a predicted model, not a curated record
GAUUUUAACCCCGACGUUAUUCUUUUUAUAACGUCGGCCCUGGAGUACUGGAGGAAGCUGCAGCCAUCGAUGAAGACUAUUACUAAGGCCAGCGCUUGUAUAAGAAAGGAGUACAGCAUCCUCUUCCUCUUUCUGGCUGUGGCUGUUUUAAUCCUUGUGCUACGUAACAUGGAGGUCCUGGAAACCACCAGCCAGUUUCAGCAUGAGGUGAACUCCACCAUCAUGGCCCCGAGAGUUUCCACUGACCCUGACGUGCAUCGGGGCUUCUGCACCUUCCAGCCACUGUCCCCUGAGGACGCUGUGGAGGAACGCCUCCUACUGGACUCCAUUGCUUGGCCUGAAACUCCACUAUUGCCAACUCCUCUUAUCCUGGAGCAGACCAGUGACCCAGCUCACAGCACCUUCACCAUUCUCCCAGGGAGGGGGGGGAGACAGUGGCACGUAGGGGAUCAGCUGGAGGUUAGGAUCAAUAUGUCUGAUUUCCAGGGCCGUCCCAAGAAGUCUGGGGGAGACUUGUUACUCGCCCGGCUGCACAACCAGAAGCUUGGUGCAGGUGUGGCUGGACAGGUGGUGGAUCAUCUGAAUGGCAGCUACUCUGCUGUAUUCUCUUUACUCUGGGAAGGAGACGCACAGGUUGAGGUGAUGCUGGCUCACCCUAGUGAGGCUAUCACAGUGCUGAAGAGGCUGAAGAAUGAAGAAGCUGACAGGAUAAGCCACAAGAGCCUCUUCCGCUCAGGCUCAAUCUCUGAAACUACCAUCUGUAAUGUCUGCCUACGUCCAACCCAGCAGCCGCUGUGCAACCACACUGACCUCCGUACAGGCGAGCCUUGGUUCUGCUACAAGCCGAAGAAACUGAGCUGUGACGCCAGGAUCGACCACGCUAAGGGAACAUACAACCAAACCUUUAAGGCCGGAGAGGAGAAGCUCUUUCAAAGUGGUGUCAACAUGAAAGUGUACAUACGGGCUUCAGGACCUGCCAGUGUCACCGUGUUGCCAAAAAAGGAAGGUCAACCAAAGAUGGAUAGCAGCAUUGUCAAGGUUGGACCAUCUGGCUAUUACUACCAGGGUGUUUGGCAAGCACUAGGUGGUACCACAGUUCGUCAAUUCAACGCAUCUGCUAUCAGUCAGUGUUUGAAAGGCAAGGUGGUCCACAUGUGUGGGGACUCCACCGUCAGGCAGUUUUUUGAAUUCCUCAACGCAGCACUACCAGGUCUUAAGGAGUUUGACCUGCACAGCCAGAGGCUAGCUGGACCUUUCAUGGCCUUGGACUAUGCAAACAACAUCUUGGUGAAAUUCCGCUUCCACGCUCCUCCUAUCCAGAGUCCUCCUGUCCUAACCAACAUGCUUCGUUACAUCGCCAAUGAAAUAGAUGACUUAAUCGGAGGCACUGACACUGUUGUAGUUUUUGGCAUCUGGGCUCACUUUGCCACUUACCCGAUGCAGAUCUACAUCCGGCGGCUGAAGAGCAUCCACAGGGCGGUGGUGCGGCUGCUGGACAGGGCUCCAGGGACGGUGGUCAUCAUCCGGACCGGGACCCCCAGAGACGUGACGCUAAUUUACAAUGACUGGCACUCGCUGCAGUGUUAUAAGGUGCUCAGAACCAUGUUCAAAGGACUGAACGUUCAUCUGAUCGAUGCCUGGGAGAUGGUCCUUGCCCACCACCUGCCGCACAACGUCCAUCCACCACCUCCCAUUGUUGGGAAUAUGAUUAACGUUCUUUUGUCCUACACGUGUCCUCAAAUGGGCGGCUAGAUGUGUGUUUGUUGGGGAAGAGAAGUGGUGAUUCAAGCACACGCUGAGUUUACAUCUUAUCUUUUGUUGCAAUUUUCUUUAUUUUGUAUCUGCAAAACCUGGGAAAUAUAAGUAAAAUCCAACUGUAAAAUCCACCUGUCCAAUCCAGCCCCAUAAAAUUUGAAGUGGGGAGUAUUUUUUAUUUAAAGUAUGUAUAUAUAAUGGUUGUUUGAACUUAAUGUGAAGUGUACUUAAUUUUAAUUACAUUGUGUGUUUUCUGUAACCUAACAGUCGGCUGCAGUAACUUUAGCAGCAGGCUUACGAAAAUAAUGUGUAGUUUGAGUUGGCUUUUGUUUCAUAUCUACUUCAGUGAUUUACAUUAGUUCAGUUUAUGUUUGCACAGAGAAUGACCGACAGGCAACGUUGUUUUUCCUAGGUGACUCGCAACACAUACAGGGUAAAUUUAUGUCCAAAACAUUACGUAUCCUUGUGCUAUUGUAAGUGGGUAUAUGGACAUUCUCGACCUUUCCUAUAUGGUGUAUACCUGCGUAUCACGUACACUACACCACUCAACAAAAUGCAGAUACCCUUAAAGGGCAACUAUUACAGUAUAUAGUAUUUUCAGGAUAAUACUUGUAGUUUGUGUUUCUACUUUUUCUCAUACUGCCAAUGGCAAUGGCACCUGUAUUCACCCUCUGUAUGAGCGCAUAAACAUGACAAUAAAGUUAAAUCUAAUGAAUCCGUCUCU